Drosophila biarmipes is the source of this 1670-nucleotide messenger RNA. RefSeq names its product epsilon-sarcoglycan (gene Scgalpha). Gene Ontology annotation, cellular component: membrane; sarcoglycan complex. Gene Ontology annotation, molecular function: calcium ion binding. The coding region runs from base 97 to 1428 and encodes 443 amino acids. The record is from RefSeq and is a predicted model, not a curated record. Lineage: Eukaryota; Metazoa; Arthropoda; Insecta; Diptera; Drosophilidae. The transcript is spliced from 5 exons.
UACACACCAUAGGAAUUUUUCCUCUGGCCAGAUUAACAAUUUGUUUAUAGUCAAUUAAAAUGUGCUUGUGAAUUAACGAUAGAUAAAAUCAAGAAAAUGAAGUUUUUAAACUUUUUAGUGUUUGUAUUAGCUUUAGUCUGCAGUGGAGUGUGGGGGAUAAAACUGCAGGCCAAUGUGGGGGAGCUGUUCACGUAUAAAAUCGAGCCGCAACUCUUCAAUUGGACACACCAGGUCAUCAGCCAACAGUUUCGCUACCGACCCUCCUUGAAGAGCUACCCCGAUUUGCCCAGUUGGAUGAGGUACAUGUACAGCCAUGAGUACCAUGCCGGCUUCCUCUACGGAACUCCGCCGGAGUCGGCGGCUGGAAAGGAUCUCAGCCUGGACGUGGUGGCCCUGAAUCGCCAGAAUUACGAAACCCGUCAUGUAGUGGUCUCUAUGUUCGUGGCCCACAAGUUCCCCACUCCGAAUGUGGUGCAGAUGAAAAUCAACAACCUGAACUGGGUGCACCUGAUGGAUCCGGGCAGGGUGGAGAAUCUACGCAAUAUAUUCCGGAACGAUCUGUGGCCGAAUAGUAAGGAGGAUUUGAGUGUGGUCUUCAUGGAGUCGGCUGUGAAUAUGGGAGGGAGACUUCCUUUGAGACCUCAGCAACGCGAGGGAGUCAUUGUCCAUGUGGGAAGCUUUGCCCAGUUCUCCCCCCGACUGAAGGAGCUCCAGGAGGAAGUGCGUCCCCUAUAUAAGCUGCCAUCCUGCACCUACAAGCGCACUUCCGUCCAGAAAAUCUUCGAGAAUGUGGGCUUCAAGCUGGACUGGUGUGCCUUCCGAAUGGAGUCGCUGGAGUCCCCCACGGAAAUCCUCUUCCACAGCGGCAAGCAGCAGAAUGAGCAGCAGGUGACCGAGGAUCAGAGGGAACAGGAUCGAUGGAUGGGCAUCUCCCGCGAGGAUGUACCCGAACGCAACUACAUCGAUGAGUUCGCCUUUGCCUUCGCCAUUCCUGGCAUGAUUUUCGCCAUUCUAAUCGGGAUGCUUUCCGCUGUUUUGUGCUUCCAUCACGAGAAGUUUUCCGAUCCGCAUUCUGAGUUUUUCUUUGCCAACAUUUUCCACAUCUGCGAAGAGUCCUGUGCGCCAAGCGCGUCAAGCGAUUCUGGGGCGGAUGAUGGUUCAGAGAGUUCCUCCAGCUCGGAUUAUCCCAUGUCCUCCACCGUUCAGAUGGUGCAGUGCUCGGAUAGCAAGUCGAAUCAACCCAUUACCACCUUGAAGAGCCUCAAGGACCCCAAUUUCCUUCUGGACAACACUAGCAUGCGCUCGCAGAGUCCCAACAACAGCUUCUACCAGCUGGACUGCGGCACCUCCAGCAUUUACGCCCGUCCCAAACCACCACCUUACAAGGGCCAAGCUGCCACCCUGGGUCGGAAUGGAGUGGAUAUUUGACAAACAUCUCCCCGAGUGCUCUACUGCUGAAGAAAAACGAAAGGCAUUGGAUCUGAAACCAUGAAAAUCUCAAUAAGCAAUAUCGAGGAGCGUUAUAUCAAUUGCAUGAAUACUCACACCUGCCGAACUAGACAAACCAUAUCGUAAUUAUCAGUUUAUAUACAUACGCAAGCAUAAAACUAGCCAAUUAGUUUGCCAUUUAGGGAUAAAGGCAAUUUAAUAAAGAAUCGUUUUUUUAGAAA